Molecule: messenger RNA, 2622 nt
Organism: Zonotrichia leucophrys gambelii
Lineage: Eukaryota; Metazoa; Chordata; Aves; Passeriformes; Passerellidae
Gene: KAT7
Product: lysine acetyltransferase 7
Exons: 15
Coding region: 223-2058 (611 amino acids)
Biological process (GO): negative regulation of DNA-templated transcription; positive regulation of transcription by RNA polymerase II
Cellular component (GO): nucleus; chromatin
Molecular function (GO): transcription coregulator activity; histone acetyltransferase activity; zinc ion binding
Source: RefSeq, a predicted model, not a curated record
ACGGGGGUGUGGGCCGCGUCCCGGCGGAAGCGUGAGGGACCGAGCAGGGACCAGCGGCUGGCGGCGGCGGGAGCGGGGCUGGCGCCGCAGGAGCAGACGUGCCGCAGGGCGGGGGACACGGCUGUCACCACGGAGUCUGCCAGCAGCAACACCGCGGCGGCCACCGCCGCUUCGCGGGCCGCGGGCGCCGGGGACCAGGCAACCUCGCUGCCCCCGCCCAGGAUGCAGCGCAGGAAGAGGAACGCGGGCAGCAGCUCGGAUGGGACGGAGGACUCAGAUUUCUCCACGGACCCCGAGCACACGGACAGCUCCGAGAGCGACGGCACCUCCCGGAGAUCCGCCCGUGUCACCCGCUCCUCGGCCCGCCUCAGCCAGAGCUCACAGGACUCCAGCCCGGUGCGGAGCGCGGCGCCGUUCGGGCCGGACGAGCCGGUGUACUCCACGCGCAGGGUGACCCGCAGCCAGCAGCAGCCAGCUCCUGUCACCCCCAAGAAAUACCCGCUGCGCCAGACCCGCUCCUCGGGCUCCGAGACCGAGCAGGCCGUGGACUUCUCGGACAGAGACACCAAGAACGCGGCCGAGCACGACGAGUCCCCGCCGCGCACGCCCACGGGCAACGCGCCCUCCUCGGAGUCGGACAUCGACAUCUCCAGCCCCAACGUGUCCCACGACGAGAGCCUGGCCAAGGACAUGUCCCUGAAGGACUCGGGCAGCGACCUCUCGCACCGGCCCAAGCGCCGCCGCUUCCACGAGAGCUACAACUUCAACAUGAAGUGUCCCACGCCCGGCUGCAACUCCCUGGGACACCUGACCGGGAAGCACGAGCGCCACUUCUCCAUCUCGGGGUGCCCUCUGUACCACAACCUCUCAGCAGAUGAGUGCAAGGUGCGAGCACAGAGCCGGGACAAGCAGAUUGAGGAGAGGAUGCUGGCCCACAGGCAGGAUGACAACAACAGGCACGCCACCAGGCACCAGGCCCCCACAGAGAGGCAGCUGCGCUACAAGGAGAAGGUGGCUGAGCUCAGGAAGAAGAGGAACUCAGGGCUCAGCAAGGAGCAGAAAGAGAAAUACAUGGAGCACAGGCAGACCUAUGGCAACACCAGGGAGCCUCUCCUGGAGAACCUGACCAGCGAGUACGACCUGGAGCUGUUCCGCAGGGCCCAGGCCCGCGCCUCCGAGGACCUGGAGAAGCUGAGGCUGCAGGGGCAGAUCACCGAGGGCAGCAACAUGAUCAAGACCAUCGCGUUCGGGCGCUACGAGCUGGACACGUGGUACCACUCGCCCUACCCCGAGGAGUACGCGCGCCUGGGCCGCCUCUACAUGUGCGAGUUCUGCCUCAAGUACAUGAAGAGCCAGACCAUCCUGCGCAGGCACAUGGCCAAGUGUGUCUGGAAGCACCCGCCGGGGGACGAGAUCUACCGCAAGGGCUCCAUCUCUGUCUUCGAGGUGGAUGGCAAGAAAAACAAGAUCUACUGUCAGAACCUGUGUCUGCUGGCAAAGCUUUUCCUGGACCACAAAACCCUUUAUUAUGAUGUGGAACCCUUCCUCUUCUACGUCAUGACAGAGGCUGACAACACUGGCUGCCACCUGAUCGGGUAUUUCUCCAAGGAGAAGAAUUCCUUCCUCAACUACAACGUGUCCUGCAUCCUGACCAUGCCCCAGUACAUGAGACAAGGCUAUGGCAAAAUGCUCAUUGACUUCAGCUAUUUGCUGUCUAAGGUAGAGGAGAAGGUUGGCUCCCCAGAGCGUCCCCUGUCCGACCUGGGCCUGAUCAGCUACAGGAGCUACUGGAAGGAGGUUCUGCUGCGGUACCUGCACAACUUCCAGGGCAAGGAGAUCUCCAUCAAAGAGAUCAGCCAGGAGACCGCUGUGAACCCCGUGGACAUCGUCAGCACCCUGCAGGCCCUGCAGAUGCUCAAGUACUGGAAGGGCAAACACCUGGUCCUCAAGAGACAGGACCUGAUUGAUGAGUGGAUCGCCAAGGAGGCCAAGAGGUCCAACAGCAACAAGACCAUGGAUCCCAGCUGCCUCAAGUGGACCCCUCCCAAGGGCACCUAGGUGUCCCCAGCAGAGGAGGAUGCGUGUGCUGGGCUCUGCAGUGUCCCCAGGGCGGGUCACCGGCCUGGCCUGGCCUGGCCCCGUGUCCCCACAGUUCUGAGGAACUCGGCAGUUUCGGCCUCAGUGAGGCCGCGAGGACUGGAGGGCUCUGGGCGCCCCAGGGAGCUGAGGAGCUGUGGCUGCUGGGCCUGUCCCUGUCCCUGCUGUCCUGCUCUGUCCCUCUGUCCCUCCUGGGCUCAGCCCUGGCCCUGGGACAGCGCUGGAAAUGCUUCUGUGGGGCAGCCCUGCUGGCACUGCUCUGCCCCAUGCCUGCAAUAGCUGUAGUGGCAUCCUUGCCCCUCUCCCAGCAGUUUUCCCUAGGACCCAGCAGAUCUUCACUUAGUUCCUCUUGUACAGCCAGAAUUGCACUUCCUGCACCUGAGGGAGUCCCUGGGUGUCCCUGCCACCCCUCCUGGAGCCACCACAGCCCUGCUGGAAGCACCUCUGGAUAGAAUUCCCAUUUUUUCCUGGUGUGUAUCUCGUGGAAUUGCUGAGUUCCUGUACAUAAAGCACCUGCUGAGUGUA